CCCUUCAAUUUAGAGAAUCCCUUACUAGAAAUAGGUGCAAGAGAUCGAUACCACCAUCAUCCACCACAUCUAAAUCUAAAUCAAUUAAGCCAUGGCCAACCAGCUUCUUCAAACCUUAACUCCUCUCCUCUCCUCCAUCAUCCUCCUCCUCGCCGUUUCCAACACGGCGUUGUCCCAAACGAUGUCCUUCGCCUACGACUUCACGGUCGACCGGCCGAUAGAUCUCAUCUAUCAAGGCAACGCCCACUUCCCGACGGACUCCACCUUCCUCCGCCUCACAGACGCACUGCCGUGCCAUGUCGGCCGCGUCUUGUACUCGAAACCGGUCCAAUUCGGGCAGUCCGGUGGUCAGGUCGACUUCGAAAGCACCGUGAACUUCAUCAUCACCCCCGGCGCCGCCGACAACGAGCCUGCCUACGGCCUCGCCUUCUUCAUUGCCCCCGUCGGCUCCACCAUCCCCCUUGGAUCCUGCGGGGCCAACCUCGGAAUCUUUGGCCCCAACGGCAAUAGCCCCUCGGUCUUCGCCAUGGGAAUCAACGCCCACGUCAACGACGCGUGGGAUCCGAACUAUCCCCACAUCGGCAUCCACAUCGAAUCUCGGAUACCCCGCAACUUGACGAAGUUCAAUAGCAACAUACUCGGGCGGCAGGUGACUGCGUGGAUCACCUACGUCGGAGCCACGAGGAUGAUCUCCGUCCGUGUCACCGCCGGCUCGCAGACGUUUGAUGUCAGCUAUGAGUACGAUUUGAGCGACUUACUUCCUCAGCAGGUUCAGGUUGGGCUAUCCGCCGCCACCGGACAACACGUCGCCGUUCAUGACAUCGUCAGUUGGAAUUUCAGGGCCACCGUGGAGCAGACAAAUGCCGCGGCGAGGAGCAGGAAGGAGCUGGCCGGCAACAUUAUUCGUCAAUUUGUGUGAUUUUGUGAUGUGUGUGUGUGUGUGCAUGUGUGUCGUAAAUCAAUAAGGACUAAGCGAUCGAGUCUGCUUUGUGGUCUCUAUGUAUACAAAUAAGACGAUCAUAAAUCGGCCAUCUCUAUGUAUAAACUAUGCAGGGUGUGUCUAGUUUUGUGGUCUUUGCAAGGUAAUCUAUGGAAGAUUUCUAAAAGAACCUUUAUCGAACA
Messenger RNA from Salvia miltiorrhiza (redroot sage), 1122 nucleotides. RefSeq names its product mannose/glucose-specific lectin Cramoll-like. Bases 92 to 919 code for a protein of 275 amino acids. Gene Ontology annotation, molecular function: carbohydrate binding. The record is from RefSeq and is a predicted model, not a curated record. The transcript has a single exon. NCBI's taxonomy places the organism in Eukaryota, Viridiplantae, Streptophyta, Magnoliopsida, Lamiales, Lamiaceae.